This is a messenger RNA of Eruca vesicaria subsp. sativa (arugula), 180 nucleotides long. The record is from the annotation of a GenBank genome assembly. NCBI's taxonomy places the organism in Eukaryota, Viridiplantae, Streptophyta, Magnoliopsida, Brassicales, Brassicaceae.
AUGGUAACAAAAUGUUUGAGUAAGGCGUUAACCAAAAGACCAACCAUUGAUUCUGAGUCUGACUGCUGCGCCACGAUCGAGAAGUUGAAUGAAAACUGUAAGCAUACAGAAUUGGGAUCAUUCAGUAACAACUAUGUUCACAAACAUUGCUCUAGGAACAAUGCUCCUACUUCGGCUUAG